AUGAACCGUUGGACACGGAAGGACUCGCCACUUGCUGGGAUACCUUUGGGAGCAACAUCACUCCACAUUUCCAGCUACUUCAAGCACCACGGCGUCUUGCGCCUGCUGAUUUCUGCAAGGGCGAAGGUGGAAGCUGGUCUUCAUCCAGCUCUGUCGGCAGCAGCUAUAGGCAACAAUCCUGAGGGUAUCCGUCUGCUCUAUGCCGCCGGCGGUCGGCUUGAUCGGCGCAACCUUUUCGGAGAUGCCGCCUUCGAGUACGCCGCGUCCAUGGCUGCGCUUGAUGCGUUGGAGGAGCUUGCUAUGCUAGCACGAUUGAGGUCUGAGCCAGUGGAUGUGGCAGCGUCCAAAGCACUUUAUCUGGUGUCAGCACAUCGAGGAGCAAGUGCGGAGGCCGUCCAUCGGCUUCUGCAGCUGAGGGCUGAUGUGAAUGUCGCGUAUACUGCAGAUAUGAGGACCGUGCCAGCGAAGACGGUGCUUGCAGCCCUGCAGCUCAAGCACCGAUAUGGCCAACGGACCAUGAUGAGCAGAUGGGCUUAUCAUCACGAUCGUCAGACGCCACUGAUGGCAGCCAUCAUGUCCGGCCAGUACGAGGGAGCUGCUGCACUCAUCGCAGCUGGUGCGCGCCUGGAUCUACGCGACUCGCGCAACUGGACUGCUGCAGACUUCGCGCAAGGUCAUGCAGUGCCUGACUUCUUAGUGGAGGCCUUUGAAGGGCGACUUGAUGGCUGCAGGAGAGUCGCUGCAAUUGCAUAUGCCAAUUCGCUCCUGGAGCUCUAG
Molecule: messenger RNA, 777 nt
Organism: Symbiodinium pilosum
Lineage: Eukaryota; Dinophyceae; Suessiales; Symbiodiniaceae
Source: the annotation of a GenBank genome assembly